AUGUCACCCAGAGACCCCAAUGCUCAUUCCCACAGUACACUUCUAGAGUCUAGUUCUCCAGAACCAACUCUCUUAAAAGUCUGUUCUCUAGUUCCAGAGACUGAUUAUCGCAAACAGGCGUGGAAGAAUGGACUUGGGACAACUACAGAGAUCGCAAUAUAUCCACCCAAUACUGACUUUAAGAAAGAUCCAUUCCUCUGGCGCCUCAGUGUGACAGAAACAAGAUCUGAUAGUACAUUUUGCAUAUUUCCUGGAUAUGACUGCACCAUGAUAGUCCUACCCAAUAAAAAAUCAGAAGCACCUUCUUUACUACUGAGACACCAAGAUACUGAGGCCUUGAUAAACGUCAAGCCUUUAUUUCCAUACACUUGGGAAGGACAGUGGACAACUUCUUGUAGAAUCACAAAUGGACCUAUCUCUAGUAUCCACUUUAUGCUCAAUAAAAGCUUUGGAACUGCCCAGUCCAAAGUGAUAACAAUUGGAACCUCGGCUACUGAAGCAGAAGACAAUAAGAUCUUAAUGGUCGGUGCUUUUGCGCUCGUCUAUGUAGUCAAAGGUAGCUGCUGUAUCUCACUAGAUGAACAUCGGAGCCAUGCUCGUACAAAUGCACUCAAGCAAGGCCAAUGUCUUUACAUUGAGCGCGAUCAAGAAGCUGGUCCAAGUCAAAUGGAUAUCAGGGUUGGAUCAUUUGCUAGCGAUAGCACUAAAGGAAGCAGUACUGAAUCGGAUGAUUCUAAUGAAAAAGUUGAAGUUACAUUGGUAGUCAUUCAAGUGGCAGAGUCGACGGCUGUAACAGAGCAACCCCACACAGAGAGACGCCCUUCUGCACUACCUAGUGAAAUACGUCAAGGUCGCCGCAAUAGUUCUCUCGUUGUGUGUCCUAACCAGCCUGACAGUGCCAUCAAGACACCCGAAGACAUAUCACUUAACACGCCGCGAGAAGAAUUACAAGGUGCCCAACCAACGUGGGACUCGACUCAGAUCUAUGAACCUCCUUCUUCAGCGUUUUUCCAUUUUGAUUCAGAAAUGCCUCCGCCUAUGAUACGCGAUCGAUUGGUAAUUGAGGAUUAUCCUCUUCAUACUACAAGCACAGCUUGGAUCAAGAUGAUGACUCAAGGAAUGAAUGAGUGGCUUAAGUUACCUGUAAUUGUGUGUCGUGGAUCUGCUGACGGCCCAGUGGUUGGAAUUACAGCUGCUGUUCACGGAAAUGAGCUUAAUGGUGUGCCAUGUAUUCACAAGGUAGCUUCAUCGAUUGAUGUUCAGGUUCUUCGUGGUACUCUUGUGGCUAUCCCUUGUGUCAACGUUACUGGAUAUCUCAAAUUUCAGCGCGAAUUCUCAGACGGGCGUGAUCUCAACCGUAUGUUCCCCGGAAAGGAAGACGGUUUUGCUUCCCAAGUCUAUUGUUUCCACAUCAUGAACAAGAUCAUUUCACAAUUCAACUAUCACAUCGACCUUCACACAGCUAGUUUUGGCCGUGUAAAUUCUUUUUAUGUUCGAGCCGAUAUGAAUGAUUCUGGGGCUGCUAUGCUUGCUCAGCUUCAGAAACCUCAGAUAAUUCUUCAUAAUUCUGGUCAGGAUGGCACAUUGAGAUCAGCCGCAGCCACACGGGGUAUCAAAUCUAUUACUGUCGAGAUUGGAAAUCCACAGAUGUUCCAAGAGCAGUUUUGGUCUUUUAUGGGUGUUAUGAGAAUAUUGAAUAAGUUGGACAUGUUCCCAUUGGAGAAUGUGCUUUCUGAAGAAAAGUUUAUCGGUCCAACUACUACCAUUUUGUGCUCUAAAGGAUUCUGGAUUUACACCAAAACAGGUGGUGUUCUGGAGGUCUAUCCAGAUGUAAAUACCAUCAUUCGUAAAGGUGACAUUAUUGCACGCGUAAAGUCUAUGUUUGGAAAUGUUAUCGAAGAGUACGAUGCUCCUUGUGCUGGUGUGGUAAUCGGUCGUAGUUCUAACCCUGUUGCCAUGGCAGGCGAUCGUAUUAUUCAUUUAGGAAUCAUUAAACGCAAGGGAGAGGUAUUGAUGAAAGAGGCAAAAGAAAACUAUUGA
This is a messenger RNA of Phycomyces blakesleeanus NRRL 1555(-), 2040 nucleotides long. RefSeq lists its product as hypothetical. Bases 1 to 2040 code for a protein of 679 amino acids. The record is from RefSeq and is a predicted model, not a curated record. The transcript has 11 exons. Lineage: Eukaryota; Fungi; Mucoromycota; Mucoromycetes; Mucorales; Phycomycetaceae. Gene Ontology annotation, molecular function: hydrolase activity, acting on ester bonds.